AUGAAUCAAUUGAUCUUUGAUCGAUCAACGGGCAAUCUUGGCCCAAAUGCCUUUGCUCGCAUUCAAACUACUCAAUUAAUCCAUGCGAUUUCACCAGCUCCAAAAGUAAAAUUCAAUGGUGGUGAAAAGCCUCCAGCGACUAUAGCUUCAGGUACGGAAGCUCGAGAUUACGAGCCAGCGAAGAUAUGGGCGCACCAAAUAGGAGUAAGCGCCCUGUCAAUAGAUAGAUUUGAUGGAAAGAUUCUUCUUUCUGGUGGUGCAGAUGCAUCAAUCAAAGUUUGGAAUCUUGAUCAAAUCCCCACCGGGGCAUCAGAAUAUACAUUCCGACCAACCGGAAUGAUCCCCAGGAGUGCUUCCGCGCAUCAAUAUGGCAUUACACAUCUUAGUUUCUAUCCUUUCGAUUCUGCUGCGUUUCUCUCUUCGUCGUACGAUCAUCAUCUCAAACUAUACUCCACGGAGACUCUCCAAUUAUCCGCAGACUUCGAUCUAGACUCUGUGAUCUAUUCACAUGCCGUAUCUCCCAUUGCACAACACCUUUUGGUGGCUUGCGCGACUCAACAUCCAGCUGUCAGGCUCGUAGAUCUUCGGUCUGGCGCAAGUACACAGUCAUUAGCUGGACAUCACGGAGCUAUUCUCUCAGUCGCUUGGCAUCCAAAUGUUGAGCAUAUACUAGCUAGUGGGUGUGUAGAUGGUACGAUUCGUGUCUGGGAUGUUCGAAAGAGUUCUGGCGCAGUGGGCUUAUUGGAUUUGGAAGAUGCAAUUGGGAUGUCAACUAUACAUGGGAUGGCGGGUGGUCGAUCAAGAGCUUCUGCCAAAGCUCAUACUGGAGCUGUCAAUGGUCUUACGUGGACGGAUAAUGGGAACUAUAUCAUAUCUGCAGCACAAGAUGAACGGAUUCGAGUCUGGGAUGCAGCUACGGGUGCAAAUACUCUCGCAAGCUUUGGUCCAACGAUCAAGAAUGGACACCUCUCAAAUCUACCUAUAGUAGUGUCGCCCACAGCACUAACACCCCCCAUGAAAGAGCUUCUAUUUUUCCCCAAUGAAAAAGAAAUUCUUGUUUUUGAACUUCAUGAAGGUCGUCUUCUCAAGCGACUGAAAGUUCCUGGUCCCACUGUUGCAGCAUUGCGAUCUCGAACUGGUGAGCGAAAUAUCCGGAAUCGUAUCACGGCAAUGGCGUGGAGAGAACCGGUUGAUGGUAUAUAUUCUGCUCAUUCAGAUGGACAGAUUAGAGCUUGGAUACCUAGGACUGCAGAGGAUAUUCAAAUGGAUCGUGAGGAAGAGGAGGAAGGCAAGACUCAUGGUGAGGAUGAAAGGGGGAAGAGGAAGAGAAAUGUUCUCGAUGAUGUGUUUAGAGAUCUGACAAGACAGAAGAUAACUUUUGGUUAG
Messenger RNA from Botrytis byssoidea, 1386 nucleotides. RefSeq lists its product as uncharacterized. Gene Ontology annotation, biological process: transcription-coupled nucleotide-excision repair; protein polyubiquitination; proteasome-mediated ubiquitin-dependent protein catabolic process. The record is from RefSeq and is a predicted model, not a curated record. The transcript has 3 exons. Lineage: Eukaryota; Fungi; Ascomycota; Leotiomycetes; Helotiales; Sclerotiniaceae. Gene Ontology annotation, molecular function: protein binding. The coding region runs from base 1 to 1386 and encodes 461 amino acids. Gene Ontology annotation, cellular component: nucleotide-excision repair complex; Cul4A-RING E3 ubiquitin ligase complex.